AUGAAGAAGCAUAAAAGUAAGCAGAAAAAAACUAGUCGUGAUAGGAAAGAACGACACUCCAAGAAGGGAAAACAUAAGAAACAAAAACAUAAACGUCGUUCUAAAGAAUCAUCGAGUAGCGAUGGGGAGCAGUCUAUGGCUGUGAAAAAAAAGUAUAUGCGUAAUGAUUCUGAAGAUAGCAUAGAACGAGAAAGAAUAAAGGACUCCGAUGCUAUAGAUAAUAACAAAUAUAGGGAUGAUGUAGAAGAGAAUAUAAUAAAAGAUCAUAGUAGAGAUUUCGAUUCAUAUAGCUAUAACAAACAAACAAUUGACAAUUUAGCCAAAGACAAAGUAAUUAUGAAUAAAAAUAAUGAAAACAGUUUAACUGAAUUUGAUAGAAAUGCAUCUAUUAACAUUUCUAAACCUGGCCCAUCGAAACAAACUGUGGAACAUCAUUCGAGAAAACAUGAUAAUAGAAAAGAUAAAGAUGAUUCUGAAAUUGAUAUCGAUUUAGAUUUUACGUAUUUAAAGUAUAAGCAAAGCUUAAAUAAAGCUCUUUCAAGUUAUAAUUUAGUUCAGGAUAAUGAGGAGUUUUGGCUUUUUGUUAAAAAGUAUGAAUUGAUGGAAAAGAAAGUCGGAAAUACAAAUAAAAAUGUUACGCACAGUGUAAAUUCAAUUGGAAUACCAGAAUCUUAUGAUAAGUCUUACUGUUUUAAUUUUUCCCUCGAUUAUCGUAGUAGAGAAUUAUUUACAAAUGUUCAAACAACGAAAGAACUGACUACUGAAAGGCUUUAUAAAUUUAAAGAUAUUAUUACAAGUUACAUGGAUUUUAAACACAAAGAGGUGUUUGAAAAGUUAAGAAAAUUAAGAAGAGAGCAAGCAAACUUACCCGUCGCUCAAUAUAAGAAUGAAAUACUAUAUGCCGUGCACAAUGAGAGAGUUGUUAUCAUUGCCGGGGACACUGGUUGUGGAAAAUCAACGCAAGUACCUCAAUAUCUUUAUAGAGGAGGAUUUAAUAAAAUAGCAUGUACUCAGCCCCGAAGAAUAGCUUGUAUAUCUUUAGCCAAACGAGUUGCCUACGAAACUUUAACAGAAAAUAAGAACGAAGUUGGUUAUCAAAUUAGAUUUGAAAAACAAAAAGGUCAAGAUACAAGAAUAACUUUUAUUACGGAAGGACUUCUUUUAAGACAAGUCUCUGGAGAAGCAGAACUUUCUCAAUAUGACGUUAUUGUUUUAGAUGAGGUUCACGAAAGACACUUACACGGUGACUUUUUACUCGGUAUUAUGAAGUGUCUCAUACAUCAAAGAGCCGAUUUAAAGUUAGUUUUAAUGUCUGCUACAAUUAACAUUGAAUUGUUCAGUAAUUAUUUUGCUAACGAAGAUGUAAAGAUAAUUCAAGUUCCUGGACGAUUGUAUCCUAUUCAAUUACAUUAUAGACCUGUACUUAUUGAAGAUAAAUAUUCCAAGUCUGAGAGAUUUAAUCCUAGUCCAUAUAUUCAAAUUAUGCAAAUAAUUGAUAAGGACUAUCCACCUACUGAAAGAGGUGAUUUACUCAUUUUUUUAAGUGGAAUGAGUGAAAUCACAGCUGUUGUCGAUGCUGCUAAAGAGUACGGUAAAAAAAACAACAAUUGGAUUGUUUUACCUUUACAUAGUACACUUUCUAUAGCAGAUCAAGAUAAAGUGUUUGGUUAUACUCCUGAUGGUGUGCGUAAGUGCAUAGUAUCAACAAACAUUGCAGAAACAUCGAUUACUAUAGAUGGAAUACGAUUUGUAGUGGAUAGUGGAAAAGUAAAGGAAAUGAGUUAUGAUCCUAUCUGUAAAAUGCAAAAACUUAAAGAAUUCUGGAUAAGUAAAGCGAGUGCUGAGCAAAGGAAAGGGAGAGCUGGAAGAACUGGACCAGGAGUAUGCUAUAGACUUUACUCGAGUGACGAUUAUUCAGCUUUUGAAAAAUACUCGACACCCGAGCUACAAAGAGUACCACUCGAUUCAUCCUUGCUCCAAAUGAUUGCAAUGGGCUUACCAGAUCCACGUAAAUUUCCUUUUAUCGAACCUCCGCCAGCAGAAAGCAUUGAAAAUUCUAUAUUAUCAUUGAAAGAGCAUGGCGCUUUAGCAGAAAAUGAAAAAUUAACAAGCAUUGGAAAAACUCUUGCAAGGCUUCCGGUUGAUAUAACAAUUGGAAAAAUGCUAAUUAUGGGUUCUCUGUUCCAUCAGGUAGAACCGGUUCUAUCGUUAGCUGCUGCCCUUAGCGUACAAAGUCCUUUCACUAAUAGAGCUUACAGAGAUCUUGAUUGUGAAGCAUCGAGAAAGAAUUUAGAGUCCGAUCAUGGAGAGCCAGUAACGUUACUAAAUGCGUAUAAAGAAUGGCUUGAAAUAAAGCACACAAAUACUGAAGUACGCUCUGGUAGUAGUACUAGUAAAAAGUGGUGUAAAAGGAGAGGAUUAGAGGAGCAGAGAUUUUAUGAGAUGACGAAACUACGAACUCAAUUUAAGGAUUUACUAGAAGAUUGUAAUUUACUGCAUUCAUCUGAAAUUAAUUCUGAAAUGACAAGUUCUGAGCGAAUUAUGAGGUAUGGAGAGAUGAAACUACUUAGAUCUCUAAAAAGAUCUUAUAAACAAACUGAUUCUAAAAAGAGAAAGCAAUUAAAAUUAGACGAUGAUAAUAUACGAAUAGAGGAUGACAAAGAAGACGAGGAAAUUGAUAUUAAAGAUGUGGAAUUUAGAAUGAAAAAUGAUUUUUCUCAAGUUAGCAAUUUAGUAACAGCUUCAACUGCUUGUAGUUAUAAGGAUUUGAUGAUGCUGAAACUUAUUUUAUGUAGUGGCUUAUAUCCUCAGUUUGCAAUUUCAGAUGAAUUUAAUUAUUGCAAGACUGUGAGCGAACAGCUGUUUCAUACCAAAGUCAAACCAUUUGUUGCGCUACAUCCAAUGGGCUUUUUUGGAAAUCAUCCACAAGUGUUACAACUUGAAGAAUCUGACAUUGUAUAUAUUCCAGGAUAUAAAUCAAAAACUCCCAUUAGUGCUAAACAUCAGAUAUUAGCGUAUUUAUCGCUAUUGGAAACUACAAAACCAUAUUUAGUAAAUACUCUAAGAGUGCCAGCUGCACAAACAUUACUACUUUUUUCUCAAGAAAUUGAUACUAACUUGACAUUUACAACACUUGUUUGUGACUCAUGGAUAUCCUUGGAUUUUCCAACACCUGACAGUGGUGCAUUUCUUUUGUUUAAAGUUGCCAAACUGCGACAAAAGUGGGAUCAGUUAUUAAAUUUACAACUUCAAUAUUGUUCAUCCGAAGAGAAAAAAAAGGAAGAUAUUGACAAUAUUGAAUAUGAAUUGAGUAGGGAGCUUGUCGAUUAUAUGCAUACAUCACUACCAUAUACAAUAAAAAGAUUAUUAACGGCAGAUUUGAAAAAUAUAUAUGUGGGAAAGGAAGAGAACGUCACAAUUUUACAACCGAAUCCAUUUUCAAGUGAUUUUAAAUGUGAACCGCACGAACGAAAAGGUGGUGUACGUGUUACAAAACAAAUUACUUUUAAUUGCCUUGUAGAAAGCGAAUGGAGUGAUAGAAUAGCUUAUGAAAUGAUGGAAACCGAAUGGAAUUGUCAAAUAUGUGACUUCAAAGGCACUUAUUCAGUGAUUGAAAAGUUGCAACAUAUAAAUAGUUGUAAAACAACAAGUGUCACGCAAGACAAUGUAAAAUCAAUGUCGGUAAAAUCAAAAAAGAAAAAUGCCAUUGCUUACGAUUGUCCAGAGUGUGAAAAAACAUUAUAUCUUACACCAACCGACGUCUUAAAACAUAAGAAACAACAUGAGAUAUAAAUUAUAUAAUAAUAUACUAUUUUGUACUAUGUAAUAAAUGUAUUAAA
This is a messenger RNA of Ceratosolen solmsi marchali, 3839 nucleotides long. Its product is annotated as probable ATP-dependent RNA helicase DHX34. The transcript is spliced from 15 exons. Bases 1 to 3792 code for a protein of 1263 amino acids. NCBI's taxonomy places the organism in Eukaryota, Metazoa, Arthropoda, Insecta, Hymenoptera, Agaonidae. Gene Ontology annotation, cellular component: intracellular anatomical structure. The record is from RefSeq and is a predicted model, not a curated record. Gene Ontology annotation, molecular function: ATP binding; RNA binding; helicase activity.